This is a messenger RNA of Betta splendens (Siamese fighting fish), 1855 nucleotides long. It is a transcript of the gene ruvbl2, whose product is annotated as RuvB-like AAA ATPase 2. The record is from RefSeq and is a predicted model, not a curated record. NCBI's taxonomy places the organism in Eukaryota, Metazoa, Chordata, Actinopteri, Anabantiformes, Osphronemidae. Gene Ontology annotation, cellular component: Swr1 complex; R2TP complex; Ino80 complex. Bases 216 to 1595 code for a protein of 459 amino acids. The transcript has 14 exons. Gene Ontology annotation, molecular function: DNA helicase activity; ATP hydrolysis activity; ATP binding. Gene Ontology annotation, biological process: regulation of transcription by RNA polymerase II; chromatin remodeling; box C/D snoRNP assembly.
UUGUUUGCCAACCGCCAGGAAACAGUAAAGGAAGAGGAAGACGAAUCUAUGACAUCUGCAUUAUUAGAUUCCACCACGUCUAUAGAGGGCGCUCUACCAUAAGCUUAACUUACACUUCGAAACGAGAACUCUUGUUUCUCUUCGGACACAUUUUGCUUGCGCACCGAGUGAAAGACGCGCCGCAUUCUCACAUUUUCAGAAGUGUGGCAGCACAGAUGGCAACUACAAAGGUUCCAGAGGUUCGGGACAUAACACGGAUCGAAAGGAUUGGUGCACACUCCCACAUUCGUGGCCUUGGUUUGGAUGAUGCUUUGGAGCCAAGACAGGUGUCUCAGGGGAUGGUUGGCCAGCUGGCCUCCCGUCGGGCAGCAGGGGUCAUUCUAGAGAUGAUCAAAGAUGGUCACAUUGCUGGCAGAGCAGUGCUAAUUGCUGGCCAACCUGGCACAGGAAAGACUGCCAUUGCUAUGGGUAUUGCCCAGUCUCUUGGCCCAGACACGCCCUUCACAGCGCUGGCUGGUAGUGAGAUCUUCUCACUGGAGAUGAGUAAAACUGAGGCACUCAGCCAAGCUUUCAGGAAAGCCAUUGGAGUUAGGAUCAAAGAAGAAACCGAGAUAAUUGAAGGAGAGGUGGUGGAAAUCCAGAUUGAUAGACCAGCCACUGGAACGGGAGCAAAAGUGGGAAAGCUGACUCUGAAGACUACAGAGAUGGAGACAAUAUAUGAUCUGGGCAACAAGAUGAUAGACAGCCUUAGUAAAGAGAAGGUUCAAGCUGGGGAUGUUAUUACUAUUGACAAAGCAACAGGAAAAAUCACCAAGCUGGGUCGUUCCUUUACCAGAGCCAGAGACUACGAUGCCAUGGGAGCUCAGACACAGUUUGUGCAGUGCCCAGAGGGAGAACUGCAGAAGAGGAAAGAGGUGGUCCACACAGUGUCUCUUCAUGAGAUUGACGUCAUCAACAGCCGUACUCAAGGCUUUCUGGCGCUCUUUUCUGGAGACACUGGAGAGAUCAAGUCUGAAGUGCGUGAGCAGAUUAAUGCUAAAGUGUGUGAAUGGCGGGAGGAGGGCAAGGCAGAGAUAAUUCCAGGGGUGUUAUUUAUUGAUGAAGUCCAUAUGCUGGACAUGGAGUGCUUUUCCUUUCUGAACCGCGCCCUGGAGAGUGACCUGUCCCCAGUUCUUAUCAUGGCCACUAACCGAGGCAUCACCCGUAUCCGUGGUACAAACUACCAGAGUCCUCAUGGAAUCCCUAUAGAUCUAUUGGACCGCCUGUUGAUUAUCGCCACCUCCCCCUACACUGAAAAAGAGACGAGGCAGAUCCUCAAGAUUCGGUGUGAGGAGGAAGACGUGGAGCUUAGUGAAGAGGCUCACACUGUUCUCACGCGCAUCGGUAUGGAGACAUCCCUGCGCUACGCGAUCCAGCUGAUCAGCACUGCAGGACUGGUGUGUCGCAAACGCAAGGGGACAGAAGUUCAGGUGGAUGACAUUAAACGAGUUUAUUCUCUGUUCCUGGAUGAGGCUCGUUCAUCACAGUACAUGAAAGAGUAUCAGGAUUCCUUCCUCUUCAAUGAAACACAAACAGCUUCAAUGGACACGUCGUAAUGAAGAUAUCUGCUCUGUUUUCUUACUGUGAAGUGUUUGUUGUUGAUUGUCCCCUGGGAAAAAAAAUUGAACAAAGCAUUUAAAAUGCAAAAUACAAAUGAAAUUAUCUACAUUGUUAUUCCUGUACAAUCUUAAUAUACACAAAUUUGGCUUAAUUCUGAAUUUACGACAGUUCCCUUUUUUCUGUUUCUAUUUUCUUUGUUGACUUAACUUUACAUUGUUUAUUUUUAUGACAAUUAAUAAACAGGCUUUUAUAAGCA